Messenger RNA from Cetraspora pellucida, 1920 nucleotides. Lineage: Eukaryota; Fungi; Glomeromycota; Glomeromycetes; Diversisporales; Gigasporaceae. The record is from the annotation of a GenBank genome assembly.
AUGACAGAUAUACAAUCUACAAUUAUUUCGCUAAGAGAAUUAAAUACCAAGUUUACAUUCAAGAUUAGCGAACUUAGAAAGAAGUAUGCCGAUCUUGAAUCCAAGAAUACAAAAUUAAAACAAGACAAAGAAGAAGUUGAAACCAAAUUCUUGAAUUUAGAGCAGAGAGAUAGAGAAAAAACUGACCUUAUUGCUAAACUGAAACAUGAUGUUUCGCUAAUUAAAGAACAGAGCUUGCAAAACGGUAAUAGGUACAUCCCUGAACAGAUAGUCCUCUCUCAAAGAGAAAGUAAUAUCAAUAUACCCAACUCUGUUAUAAGCCCUGCUGGUACUAGUUCCAAAUCGUUAGAGAAUAAUAUCCCUAUAUCUAAUAUAUCUGAUAACACAUCUAGCAACGAAGUGACUGUCUCUGGCAAUUCUGAUACAUAUCAGGAUUCAUUAACCCCCAUGUCUUCCAUUUCUGCAAAAACUAUAUCAUUGGAGAAGAAGGAAGAAAAUAAAUUUAUGAAUUUGUGGUAUAAGGAACAGUUUAGUAAAGAGAUAAUGGAGAGAAUUGUGGAAAAGAAACUCCAGGAACAAGAGACAUCCUCAACUUCUGAGAAUAAUAUACCUAACAUUUCACGUGAGCAAGAUUUAAUACAAGAAAUAUCAACAUCUAUCAAGGAACAAGCACAAAGUAUCAUUUCUCCUGAAAUAAAUCAUACGAUCAAAAUUUUAGAGAACAAUGUUCAUCCAAAUUGUGACAAUUCCAGAAUAACACGAGACUCAGAGACCCAAGAUAUUAUCUGUCUAUAUCAAAAUGCGUGUGAUGCAGAAAAAGAUGCAAUCAAAGCUAAUCGAAAAGAAAUUUUGUGUUGGUGUUUCUAUGCUAAAAGAUUCAAAAGAAUGGUUAAAGAUUUUAUGAUCAAUGAUAGAAUUGGUGAGAAAAAAGCAAAGAGACGAGUAUACGAUUUUAUUAUCAAGCAACUCCCUGCCACCAAGCAUAGAAAUUUGUGUAAGCAGACACAAAAGGCUUUAAGAAUUGACAAUUUAUUCGAAAAAAUAGGAAUGCCUGAUAUAGAAUAUAUCGAUAAUCAGGACAAUUCUUUAGAUGAUUUACCCGAAGCUGAGUUAAGUGAGGAAGCCAAAAAAACUUUACCGAGAACUGAGAUAAGUGUAUUGCCUAAGAAAGUAUUACCAGAAAUCGAGAUAUUAGACACAAAAGCCAAUGAUAGUAAACCACAAUCUUUAAUUACUGCUUUAUCUGAUGAUGAGCCAGAAAAUUUCUUCAAUAAUGAUGAUUUCUUCAAUAACAACGAAGAUGAUGGGAAGUUUUGUGAGCAAAGCGCAGAAUCAAAAACUCAUAAAACACUAACUCCUGAAUAUUUGAAAUGGGAAGCUGAAAUUACUGUAGUGCCAGGUAUUUCGAUAGAUGGGAUUCGUUCCAAGUUGUAUAAAUGUUAUGAGAAAGAAACUGGCCUUGAUUCUUGGAUAAACUCUGAAUCUUCACAAAUAAUGACAAAUAUACAACCCAAAAUUGAUUUAUUAGAAUUGGUGUCAGAGCGAUCAUUCGAAGAUAAAGAGAUCAAUGAAUUGGAAAAAUGUAUCCUAAUAGCUCAAGUAUUACUUGGGGAAAAGCUGAUACUCGAGUAUCGUCCUCCCUACUUGAAUGAGUUAGAACUUGAUGCCUUCUUUCAAAAAUACCGAAUUGCAUUAAAAGUACAAAGGAAUCAGCAUCAGUUUCAUAGCACUAGCUGGUAUAAAAAUGUCAAAAAACUUGAGGAUGUUGUAAAUCGUGAUCGGCUAAAAAGAUGCAUAUGUCAAGAUAAUGAGAUUUUUCUCCUUGAAGUAUGGUACGAUAAAAAGCCAGAAAUUGUCAUUCUGGAAAGAAUACAAAAAAUUAAGUUCAUUAAUCAAGCACCCAAAAGCUUCGACCCAUAA